Messenger RNA from Lactuca saligna, 1046 nucleotides. NCBI's taxonomy places the organism in Eukaryota, Viridiplantae, Streptophyta, Magnoliopsida, Asterales, Asteraceae. The record is from the annotation of a GenBank genome assembly.
AUGCCCCUUCGUUACACACCAUUUACUGGAAACCCUGACCUUAAGUUACCUCCACCAUCUCUUGUCCUCUUCUACUUUCUGUUACGACGACAAACCCUAACAAUCUCCACAACCCUAACCGUCACCAUCAGUGAAGAGGGGACCAUUUGGAGUUGGAAAUCCAUGUCAGGUGGUGAUCGUGAAAUUAGCAAUUUUCAAGAAAAAAUUCGUUUUUACUGUUGGCUGUGGGUGUAUGGAUUUGCAGUUUCAGGUGGUUAUGAGUGUAUGUGCUGCAGCAGCUCAUUCCAAGACACCAGUAAUCGCCAUAUAGCUUUAGCAUGGAGAAAUAGAUCCUUUUGUUUUGCUUUGGACUUUGUUUGGUCAAUAGAUGGAAAAGAAGAGUAUACAUUUUCAGCUGAGCGAAUGUAUGGAGGAUCUUUGCUUGCAAUGUGCUCAAAUGAUUUUAUAUGUUUGUAUGAUUGGUUUGAGUGCAGAUUGAUUCAACGGAUUGAUGUUAAUAACCUAUAUUGGGAUGAAGCGCAAAUUUCUGGCACGUAUAAGAAAAUUACAAGCUUGGAUAUUUUUUUUCUUGUGGAUAAAGCGGCGGAUCAUUUCUUUUCAUGGACUUAGACAUUGAGAGCCGUGAGAUGUGAAUUUGGUGGGUUGGAUAAAAGCAUCAUGUUGAUCACCAAACCUACUUGCAAGUAGGUGCAUAUUCAUUGUAGAUGGUUGCUUUUUUAAUGUUUUAUACACCAUUACAUGUAUUGAAACCAACUGUAAUUUCUAAAAUAUCCAUAAUUGCACUCUAAAAUAAGUACCAACUUCUUUUUCUUUGUUUAUUAUAGAAUCCUACUUUAAAAGUUGGUUGUUAUUCUAAAGUACCAAGAUGAUAUUCCUUAAUCUAUGUUAGUCAACAUCUUUUAUUAUUUCAGGCAUAGAACCUAUGUGAACUUUUUAAUAGAAAAAAUCUGAAUGGGGUUUGUAUUAUGUUGUUAAUGCAGUGGAAAUAUGGAAAAAAAAAAAAAAAAUCUUGUGCUUGCAGCCAUGAAAUGCAUGCCUUAUCUAGG